This is a messenger RNA of Scaptodrosophila lebanonensis, 3179 nucleotides long. It is a transcript of the gene uncNacbeta, whose product is annotated as nascent polypeptide-associated complex subunit alpha, muscle-specific form. Lineage: Eukaryota; Metazoa; Arthropoda; Insecta; Diptera; Drosophilidae. The record is from RefSeq and is a predicted model, not a curated record. Gene Ontology annotation, cellular component: nascent polypeptide-associated complex; cytosol. The transcript has 2 exons. The coding region runs from base 162 to 2966 and encodes 934 amino acids.
GCGCUGCUAACGUUGGCUUCUCGUUUGGAUCGAGGUGGAUCGGUUGCCAGACUGGCAGCGUCGCUGCAUUCGCUGAUUUCGCCCGUGGAGUUGCACAUCACACAUCAUCUGCGCGCAUCCGCAUCUAAGUAUCUAUUGAAAAUCUGCAAUUGGUCUGCAAAAUGAAUGUGGAGAAGUUGAAGCGCCUGCAGGCGCAAGUCCGUAUUGGAGGCAAAGGCACGCCUCGCCGCAAGAAGAAGGUCAUGCACCAGACGGCGGCCACUGAUGACAAGAAGCUGCAAAGUUCUUUAAAGAAGCUGUCGGUCAGCACCAUACCUGGCAUUGAGGAAGUCAACAUCAUCAAGGACGACCUUACUGUCAUACAUUUUAAUAAUCCCAAGGCACAGGCCUCCCUUUCGGCCAACACGUUUGCAGUCACUGGCCAUGGAGAGACCAAGAAAGUUGUCGAAAUGUUGCCCGAAAUAUUGCCACAAUUGGGUCAGGAAACGGUGGUACAGUUGCGUAUGUAUGCCAACCAAAUGUCGCAUCAGAAGUCGAGUACUGCCGCCUCUGGCGCCCCAGACGAUGAUGACGAGGUGCCCGAACUGGUUGGAGAUUUCGAUGAAAUUGCCAAAGUCGAAGCUACGAAGCAACAAGAACAAGUAAAUGCUGGAAAAGUGGACAACAAGAAACCCGAAGCUGAUGCCAAUGCUAAGACUGAAAAGCCUAACGACACGAAUAAAACAGAAAAGACAGAAGCCAAGCAGCAAAACAAACAGGAACGUAAGAAACAGGAACCUAAGCAGCAACAACAACAAGCCAAACAAAAUGACAAAUCCAAAAAGCCUGAAGCCACAAGGACUGAAAAACCUAAAGAAAACAUCAAAAAGACCCAAGGUAAGGGCCAGGAAAAGGAUAAGAAUAAGAGUAACGAACAGCCAUUGGAGAAAAAAGAGAUUGAUAAGAAUGCAGCUCCAAAGAAAACUGAGUCUCCAGUCGAUAAGAAGCCAGUGGAGAAGCCCAGCAAAGCCAAGGGAAACAACCAGAGUGCAGUUAAGUCUGAGGAAAGUAAACCUACUCCUGAGAAAAUACAAUCAAUUCCGAGAGAUAAACCUGUCGAUAAUCAGAAAAUCGCUGAGAAAACAAAGAAGGCACAACAAAAGCCUACAACUGCCCCGGCUACUGAAUCCAAACCGGCGGAAAGCAAGCCAAUUACUGCUCCAGCCAUACCAGUCACAGCUUCGCCCCCAGUAGCAGUCUCUCCACAACCAAUAUCUGCUGCUUCUGCUCCAGCAACUACUAUUUCAUCUCCAUCUGCUGCAACUGCAGCUCAGCCUGCUUCAUCACCUGCAGUUCCGGCUUCACCAACUCCAGUUAUUGCUCCAUCUACACCGGUGGCAGCCCCAGCUGCUGCUCCAGUCGCACCGGUCGCUGCCCCUAAGGCUGAAGAACCGGCCAAAGCGAAAACACCACCAGCCGUGCAGACAUUGGCUCAGAUAGUAGCUGCUGAACCGCCCAAGGAAGCGGCCCCGCCUGUUGAAGUUAAACCGGAUCCUUUACCUGAAGCAAAGCCCAAACUUCCAGUGGAGAAGGCACCUGAACCAGCGCAGAUCAAAGUUGAACAUAAACUAGAAGUCAACACUACCCAAUCGGAAAAGAAACAAAGUGAACAGGUUCAGGCACCAGUUCAAGCCAUUGCUGCAUCUGAUAAAAAAAUAGAAACCAUAAAACCGGUUAACCAACAGCCAGCAGUAGCACAACCAGCAGCCACUCAACAAACUGCCCAGCAACCGGCACCUCAAGCAGCACCGUCUCAAAAAGCUUCCACAGAAGAGAUUGCUCCAAAACAAGGAUCUCCCCAGCCGGCAGCUCAACAACAAGGGAAGCCAUCUCCUCCGAAGCAAGUUACUCCACCGCAACAAGCUCCAAUAGCUCUAGCUUCCACCCCAGCUGCUGCAGCUCCGGCCCCAAUUGCUGCAAUUCCGGCUUCAAACGCAGCUCCAGCUUCGGUCCAAGUGGCUCCAGCUCCGACCCCAACUGUUUCAGCUCCGACCCCAACUGUUCCAGCUCCGACCCAAGCUUCUCCAGGUCCGGCUCCAAUAGCGGCUCCAGCUCCGACCCAAGUUGCUCCAGCUCCGGCCAAAUCUGCUCCAGCUCCGGCUCCAAUAGCGGCUCCAGCUCCGACCCAAGCUGUUCCGGCUGCGGCCCAACCAGCUCCAGCUCCGACCCCCACUGAUACUCCAGCUGCAUCUACUCCAACGCCUACUGCUACUCCAACUCCUGUUCCGACAAUUAGUGCCACUCCAGCUGCUCCUACUCCGACCCCUACUGCCACACCAACUGCUCCUGCUCCGACCCCAACUGCCACUCCAGCUGUUCCUACUCCGACCCCUGCCGCUACUCCUACUACUCCACCUGUUCAGCAACAACCACAGAAAUCACAAACUUCAGCCAACGCAAAGAAACAGGAACCAGGACAAAAACAAAAACAACCAAAUAAACAAGGCCAAGGGCAACAACCUCAACAGCAACAGCAACAGGGCCAGAGACAGCCUCAUCCCAACAACAAGCAGCAGCAACACCAUCAACAACAAAAGCAAGGGGGCCAGAAGCCCGCUGUAUCCCCAAAACCCUCCACUCCACCAAAAGCCGGCUCACCACAGGGUAAAAAUAACAAACCAUCGCCUCCAAAGCAACAAGCUCCGCAACAACAGCAGCAGCAGCAACAACAACAGCAGCAACAACAACAACAGCAGCAACAGAAACCGCAGCAACAACAGCAGCAGCAACAGCCCGUGGCACCAAAUGAUGCGAAGCCCAAGGCUCCCGCAAACACGCCCAACUCACAGGUGUCUCCCAGAAACAAUACUCCAAAAGCCUCGCCAUCACCUAAAGGCGGUGCAUCACCAAAAACGGCCUCCCCGAAGGCAGCUACACCACCAACUGCGGCAUCCGCCACUCCUCCAGCUCAAGGUGGACCCAACUAAAUCAGUUUUGUUUCGCAAAUAUAAAUCCUGUGCAUUUGCCGCCGCGCAUUUUUCAAAAACUAACCGAUACAAAUUUAAAUCGAUGGGCAUCGAAAGGUGUCUAUCGCAUACACAUACUGAUAACAUUAAAGUUCGAUUAAUUCGAUUUAUUAUUUAAUUUGUGACCAACAAGAAUAUAUCUUUGAAUAAAACCUUUUAACGGGGUAAAACUAA